Nyctereutes procyonoides (raccoon dog) is the source of this 3719-nucleotide messenger RNA. It is a transcript of the gene MARVELD2, whose product is annotated as MARVEL domain containing 2. Gene Ontology annotation, cellular component: cytoplasmic vesicle; apical plasma membrane; bicellular tight junction. The record is from RefSeq and is a predicted model, not a curated record. Gene Ontology annotation, biological process: bicellular tight junction assembly. Bases 431 to 2086 code for a protein of 551 amino acids. Lineage: Eukaryota; Metazoa; Chordata; Mammalia; Carnivora; Canidae. The transcript is spliced from 8 exons.
CAAAGCCGGGCGGGGCGCCCUGGCCUCGGCCCCGCCCCGGGAGCGAAGCCCGGUUUCCGUGCGGCGGGCGGCGUGCGCGCUCCUCCCGGCGGCCGCGCAGGUAUAUCAAAGCCCCUCGGAGAUACUUUUGAGUGUCGCCGUGCAGCAACAAGGUGCCUUUGGGUGACUGCUCUAUAAAGAUUUCCACAUGUGACUUACAUGGUGGCUCUGCGUUGUACUUUUAUGGAAUCUUGACCUUCAGUGAUUUUUUUCCCCCUCUCACAAUUCAGUUUUUUAAAUCUAGUAUCAAGUAUUCAUAUUUUAGAGGGGAAGCCGCAACUCCCCUAAACGGACUUUCCUGACUUCAGAAAAAAGGGCUUCAAUCCCUGUGUGUAACGGACCGCGUCUCCCAGGCCAUUCCAGAGCAGGAUUUGAGGUGUAAAGGUCACCAAUGUCAUCGGAUGAUGGAAGGUCCAGGAGUCGGGACAGGCACUACGAUGGCGUCCCAAGGGAGUCCCCGUCCGGCGACGGCCCCACAGGUACCCUGCGGACGCUCGGCGACAGUGAGCUGGCGGUGAGCGCCGAUCCCUUGCCGCCGCCCCCUCUCCCGUUACAGCCGCCCUUCGGCCCAGACUUCUACUCAAGUGACACGGAGGAGCCGGCCAUCGCCCCGGAUCUCAAGCCCGUGAGGCGCUUCGUCCCGGAGUCCUGGAAGAACUUCUUCAGAGGGAAGGCGGCCCCGCGGUGGGGCAGGGCGGGGUCUGACGUCAGGUACAUCUCGGACGGAGUGGAGUGCUCCCCGCCGGCCUCUCCUGCCAGGCCCGCCCGGCGGCCCGGCCGCGGCUCCCCCUCCCCGCCGGGCCCUCGCGGGGCGUCCCACGGAGACGCCGGCGACGCCGAGGCCGCCUGGGCCCCCGACGCCUGCGGUUGGCCGGGCGGCCGCGCGCGCUCGGGCAGCGAGAGGGAGGAGGACUUGCGGCUGAGGUACUCCUUCAUGAAGUCGUGGGCCGGCCUGCUGCGCGUGCUGGGCGUGCUGGAGCUGCUGCUGGGCGCCGGCGUGUUCGCCUGCGUCACGGCCUACCUGUACAAGGACAGCGAGUGGUACAACCUGGUCGGCUACGGGCAGCCCUACGGCCUGGGCGGCGCGGGCGGCCUGGGCGGCGGCUACUACUACGGGGGCCCCAGGACGCCCUUCGUGCUCGUGGUCGCCGGCCUGGCCUGGGUCAGCACGGUCGGCGUGCUGGUGCUCGGCAUGACCACCUACUACCGGGCCAUCCUCCUGGACUCCAGCUGGUGGCCCCUCACGGAGUUCGCCCUUAACGUCGCCCUGUUUAUCCUGUACAUGGCCGCGGCCAUCGUGUACGUCAACGACACCAACCGCGGGGGCCUGUGCUCCUACCCGCUGUUCAACACGCCCAUGAACGCGCUGCUCUGCCGGGUCGAGGGGGGCCAGGUCGCUGCCCUCAUCUUCCUCUUCGGCAUCACCAUCGUCUACCUCAUCGGAGCCUUGGUUUGCCUGAAGCUGUGGAGGCACGAGGCGGCCCGGAGGCACAGGCAGUACCUGGAGCCGCGGGAGGUAAGUGAACCAUCAUUGCCAUCAAAAAGGAAAAUGUGUGAAGUGGCCAUCAGCGGUGACAGACAGAGAGACCAAGAGGUUAACUUCAAGGAACUGAGACCAACAAAAAUGAAACCUGAAUUCCUGAGUGGGCACAUCCCUCCCGGCCACAUCCCUAAACCCAUCGUGAUGCCCGACUAUGUGGCAAAAUACCCUGUGAUUCAGACAGAAGAUGAUCGGGAGCGCUAUAAGGCUGUGUUCCAAGACCAGUUCUCGGAGUACAAAGAGCUCUCUGCCGAAGUCCAGGCGGUCCUGAGGAAGUUUGAUGAGCUGGAUGCAGUGAUGAGCAGAUUGCCGCGUUGUUCAGAAAACCAACAGGAACAUGAGAGAAUUUCAAGAAUCCAUGAAGAGUUUAAGAAAAAAAAGAACGAUCCCACGUUUCUGGAAAAAAAAGAACGCUGUGAUUAUCUGAAGAAUAAACUUUCUCACAUAAAGCAAAGAAUCCAAGAAUAUGAUAAAGUAAUGAAUUGGAAUGUACAAGGUUAUUCUUAAACCUUAUUUGAAACCACUUUUUUAAUAUUAAGCUUAAUAUUUAUUUACUGUCCUUUUCGUGCCAGUCUGUGCUGAGAAGCAAGUGCUUCCUGCAUUGGCUUCUAGUUGAUUUAGCUGGUAUAUCAUGCCAUGUUUGUACAAUUUCACUUCAGACAUUUCAAAACAAAUUCGUAUUUACCGAGGGCCUUUACUCAGGAUGGAAGAAAUGCUACGUCUGUGUACGUUUUAUAUCUAUCCUAUUAAAAGUUGUUUAGAGAUCACAUCCUCACAGCAUGAUGAGCACACAGCGUGUCACUUCUGGUGCUGCUUUUUUUCAUCUUUAACUUGGGCAGGCUCCUGGGAUUUCUCUAGAACACAUUUCUCUUCCAAGCCAAGGUAUCCUGCCUUCUCUUGAAAGGGCUUUGAAUCCGAGAUCAACAUUUUCAAGUCUUAUGAUCUCAGGCAAGUUACCUCAUCUCUCUCUGUGCCUAUUCUCUGUAAAAAUGGACCUAAGAGGAGUGCCUACCUUGGAGAGGGUUGUUCUGAGGGUGAAAUGAGUCCUGUCUGGAAAGCACUGAGCGGAGACCCCAGUACGUUUUACACAGUCCAUCAGAGGGUGCAGACUGCAGAAGCGAUCGUCACUUGAACAAACUGCCAAGGAAGGGUUCUUAAUGAGCAAGCUCCAGCAGCUACCCAGGAGGCCCAUGUGUCUCAUGGAUUUCUUUUUCUGCGAUCGAUAACUCUUAUCACCUGUCGCCAGAGGUGGAUGCUUCCCUGUGGUCCUGGGCCCACUGAGGUCAGCCUGGCCGUUCCUGUCCACGUCCAGGACAGGGAUUGUGUGACCACUGUUGCCUCUCCUGCCCCUGUUGGCUGAGACUCCGUGAUCCUACAUUUACUUAGAAUGUCCUUUUGAUGUAAUGCUUCACCUUCCCAAGCAUUAUCUUGGCUGCGACGCUUUAUCCGCAAGAAGUGUUUUGUUUCUAUUAGUAUGAACAACGGACUACCUUAAAAAAUGUUUUUAAAGCGUCAUUGUUAAUGGAUCCUAUUCGGCGGCAUCUACCUUGCGGACAGAUUCCUAGGCACAAAAGUAUAACAUAGCUGCCCUCUGAACAAUUACUGUUUAAAGAAUUUUCUAAAGCAAUGAAACCAAAGAGAAGCAGUUGGAAAAGCCAGAGGCCUAAGAAGUGUUGGAUAUUGAAUGGACUUCCUAGUUUUUCUUUAUCACUGAAAUCUCAUUUAGUGUUUAUUGUUGAUAUUUUAAUGCCGCGACUCUCAGAGUAAGCUUACCGCCCUAAGUGUCUUGAGAGAUGACACCUAAGAAAGUGCAAGGCCCCUCUAGAAGCCCCUUAACUGAAACAGCUUCACUUUCUGUUUUAUAUGUUAGGGCCGCAUGUUAACAUUUCACUUAAGAAGCACACCAAUACUUUUUAAAAAGGGGAAAAAGAAAAAACCCAAAACCAUGAAAUAAUACCAUUUUGAUAAAUUCUAAGGAGUUAGAUUCGUAUAGAAAUGAAGUGUUAAAGAAGUUUAACUUUGUGAAGCUUGAUUCUACUAUAAUUGUAAGCGUUAAUCUUUGAAAACUAAUGUUGUAACACUAACUUUUUAAAUUUUUUCAUGUCAGUACCUGGGCAUAUUAAAAUUUCGACGACUUGUU